This is a messenger RNA of Gigantopelta aegis, 3250 nucleotides long. RefSeq lists its product as uncharacterized. The record is from RefSeq and is a predicted model, not a curated record. Bases 61 to 2355 code for a protein of 764 amino acids. Lineage: Eukaryota; Metazoa; Mollusca; Gastropoda; Neomphalida; Peltospiridae. The transcript is spliced from 2 exons.
AAUUAAAGUAAUGCAUGUAAACGACUGAUAAGUCUCGUGUAUUGUUAAUUUGGAAACACCAUGGAAAAGCAAUACACAGUAAAAUUCUUUACAUCGUUUGUGGACCAUUUACAAGAACUCUGCAGAACAUCCUUUCAGUUUGACCAGACAGUUGAAGUGAGUGGAUACAUCUGUAUUGAGGUGGACAAUUCUAAAAAAGAACGCUACGUCUUAAGUGAGGUGAUUCAUAACUACGGAAAUGUUGUCAGUGAAAGCUUCUGUCACAAGGCUUUUAAGACGACCACAAAGAGUCUUCAGUAUGGAAGGCCGCAGCCUGCUCAUGGCAAGUCAUUCCCCUUUGAAAAGGAAAACAAUGCACACCGACUGGUGGAUGAUGGUAGCAGUAGUUACCAGAGAAGCCGCCUGAAGUCGAGAAGCAGGGACGAAGCAAUGGCAGGAUAUGCUUAUUCAGCAUCUCCAGCACAUCACAAUGCAAGUAAGCUGCACCUCCAUCACAGAUCACCUCAUCCACCUGAUCGAGGUGGGGACAUCUCGGUCCAGCACGCAGUACGGGCAACAAAGGAAGAACGAUCUUCACACACACAGUCCUGUCAGUAUCAAUCCAGUUCUAAACUUCCAAGUUUUGCAGAAAUGGCCGGCCAACCUCCAAAUCCUAAGAUGGCUCGCAUGUCUGCCACCACUGACUGGGUUGGACUAGUUCCCUCUGUGACCCAUUUAAUACCACACCAAUCUCUUGGAAACUCUACUGUUGGCAGUGCCAGUGGCAUAUAUACCUCAUCGUCAAACACAGCUGUCGAACAUUCUUUACCCUUGAUGUCACCUACCCUGUCCAGGAACCAGCCACAGUCCAGUAGAACUCCAGAACGCAGGAGUUCAGGCGCAUCAUCCUCGGCCGUGUCUCUGGGAGAGGAAAGUGAUCGCAUUAUUGAAAUUGACUUGGAUGAAUACGAGGAUGAUGAUCUGAGUCACGUGAAUUCCAACAUAAGCAGCAUUACUGGAAAUCCAGGACAUAUUAGUCAGUUUCGAAACUCAAGGGACUUCGCUCCAGAUCGUCCCAAAACAGAAAGAUUCAUUCAGGCUAAUAUUAGGUACGCUUUAAAUUUGAUAACCCAGUUUCUAGAGGCUCGUGGUGAGAAGCGGCAGAUCCACUCAAUUCCCCCAGAUGAGCUCGACAGCUACCUCUCCGUCUUCUACACCACUGUGCGUAAAAGCAACGGUGACGAGUUUCAACCCACCUCUUUCAAAACCGUUCAGAAUCACAUUGACCGAUACCUCAGGGAAAACAAGUAUCCAUAUUCAAUAACAAAAGACUCUGUGUUUGAACAGUCGCAGGCAGCAUUCAGAAAGAAGCGCGAUCAGCUGAUUCAGACGGGAGCGGGGACGUCGAGAAGUAAUCCAAUGAAGCAUGGCGAUGUGGACGUGCUGUUUGAGAAGAAGCAGCUGGGAGGACACACGCCUAACUCGCUCAUCAACACCAUGUGGUUCAUGAACAGUGCUUUCUUUGGAAUUUCCUCCCACCACGAGCACCACAGUCUGAACUGGGGCGACAUCCUGCUGGGUCGAGAUCCAAGCGGCAAGGAGUGUCUGACCUACAUUUGCCGAACUCAGCCCAACAAAGUUCUCACGAUUUACGCACAGCCGGAGACGCCCACCAAGUGUUUCUUGUCCUUCUAUAAACAGUACAUGGCUGCAAGACCCCAGGACAUGCUCGGUCCUCAUGCUCCGUUCUAUCUUGCUAUAAACUCGGCCUGUACACUGGAUGAUGGCGACGAUAUGGGAAAAGUGUACAAGUCUGAACGUAUCUGCCCAGAACGCCUGAUGAAUGUCGUACAAAUGAUGAUAGCGGCUGAUCCGGACAACCAGCUGAGUAACUACGGCAUUGAAACAGUUGAACGUGGGAAACAAGUUCGUGCUGGCGACAACCAGCCAAGUAAUGGUAGUCACCAAAUGAAUAACGAAAGGCUCCAAAGAGAGAGGGAUAGUUGUCAGGUUGACAAGGAAAGGAGUAGUCAUCUAGCUGAUAACGAAGGCUGCCAGACGGACAGCGCCAAUCAGCAAGUUGCUGUUGGUAACGAAGAUCGCCAAACCGACAGCAGUGAUAAGCAGAUCGGUAACGAAAGGCGUCAAACUGAUGACCACUGUCCGCAAGUGACUAACGACGAUCACCAGUUGAUGGGUGGUGGUACUAAUAUUGACUGUCAGCAAGUAACGAACGACGAUCCCCAGUAUAUGGAUGGUGGUAUUAAUAUUGACUGCGAGGGUCGCAAACUUGACGACGAUUAUCCACAUGUCAAAAGCGAACUGGAGCCUGUCUCCUUUGAGAUGGACUCUUUGUCGGAGGAUAUGGACAGCUAAACUGUGUAGCCGCUGAAGUCUUUAGCCAUAUGGUUAGGUGGCAAAGAAAGGAAUGUUUAAUAACACCCCAGCACAUGAUUUAAUCAGCGCCAAUUGGGGAUCAAGAACGUGGUUGUUCCAAGGCUUGGCCUCGGAUUAUGCCAAAGAAGAAUAAUCUUGUUUCCUCCACAUGGGUUAAAAUCUUACAUGUCGCGUUAUUUUUGGGCCUGUAGGAGAACAUUUUAGUCAAAACAUAGUAAUACAGUUGUGAGAAUCGAACUCGUUAUUUUAAGAUUUCAAGCGUUAACGUCAGUCACCAAGGCUUUAUCAUGGUAAAAGGUGUUCGUACUGCACGAAACCUUGAGACUAUUCUUGGAAUUAAGGAUGUUACAGGCGCAGUGUUACGCCACCAGCUUUAGGGUGGUAAAUGUAGGUACGUGUUUCGUAUCACAUUUUAAGAUCCAACUUUCAUGGGUGCAUAGCUUAGUAAGAAGUUGUUAUUCCACUACACCGACUUGAACUAAUCUCUAACUGUUCUCGGCGCCUAUUUAUCAAAGACUGAAAAUAUGGAAAAUAUUUUUAUGCACAUGAUUUUUAUUUAUAUCAUUUGUUUUAUUUCCCCUAUGUUAUUAUGUGUUUAUAAAUAGAAGGGAUUGCCUUAAAGACCACGGAUAACUUGCAUAAAAACUUCAGAUCUUUGACAAAUACGGCUCCUGAACAGACAGCCCAAGAUAAGGUGGCUUGAAAUUUUUAUUAGCUAUAUUAUGUACGGAAGUAAAUUAAAAUGAAUGAAUGAGUGGAUUGAAACCAGCUAAAUGUACAUAAGAGAAGUAAAAUUGAAUUACCAAGUCGCCAUUUUAUUGAUUAGCAAUAUAGUUCAGAACAUUAGGUCAUUAUAAAUUAAAGAUCGAUUUUA